Molecule: messenger RNA, 14379 nt
Organism: Plasmodium malariae
Lineage: Eukaryota; Apicomplexa; Aconoidasida; Haemosporida; Plasmodiidae
Product: conserved Plasmodium protein, unknown function
Exons: 5
Coding region: 1-14379 (4792 amino acids)
Source: RefSeq, a predicted model, not a curated record
AUGGAAAAACCAACAUGUACAGUUUGUGGACAUACACAGUUUAGGUUAGAAGAAGGACAGUUUGUAUGUAAUAAGUGUCAUUAUGUUAGCGAUAAAAUUUUGGAGCAUUUUGAUGAUGAUUUUGGGGAAAUAUCAAUAAAUGAAGAUACGAAUUGUGAAAGUCUUGAAAAGGAUGUAUAUGAUAUCAUUAAGAAAUUGUACAAAGAUAAAAAUUUAAUUAAUAAUUUAACAAAAUAUGUUUUUAAGGAAAAUGAUGAGUUUUUUAUUAAUUUUCAAAAAGCACUAAUAAGUUUUAUAAAUACAUUUGUUUCAUUACACAAAUUACCCGUAUAUAUAUAUGAUGAAAUUAAAAAAAUAUGGUUUCAUUUAAUAGAAUUGAAUAGUAAACAUUUGAAUAUUUAUACUCCUUUUGGAGCUGUACAAGAAUCAUCGAUUAAAUAUAUUUAUGAAGUUAUUAGAGUAAAAAAAAUGACAGAAGUUUUAGAAAAAAUGACAAAAGAUAUAAAUGUGAAUGAUGUUAUUAAAAAAGUGACAAAAAAAAUGGGAUUAAGUAAAAUUUCUUAUUUUUUUAAUAUGCAAAAAAAAUAUAUUAAUAAAACUAGUGCAUUUAUGGAAUUUUGUCCAAAGAAAAGUGAAAUAAAUAAAAAAUUCCAUGUUCGCUUGUUAAAUAUUUACAAAAAAACGAAUCUACUAGAUAACGAAAAAAAUAAUAAAGAGAUUUAUAUAAAAUUUAAUAAUGUUAUAAAUACUUUAAAACAGGCAAAAAUACAUAACGAAAAUAAAACUCUACAUAAUAAGGAAAAUAAUAAUUUUAACUCCAUCAACAAGGAACCGCAUAACGUCAAGUAUGGAUUAAACUACAACAAUGAUUAUAGUAAACAUGCUAAUAAGAAUAAUGUGCCGAUGGUGGAAUAUGCAUUUAGAAAGACCUCGGUAGAUAUGUUUGAUCUAGAAAAUGAUGAAAACUUUGAAAAUAAUAAGAAUUUUGAAAAUUCUGAAAAUAUCGGUCAAGACGAAUAUCGUAAUGAGUUCAGAAGUGUAGACAAUUUUAAUGAUGCUGUGAAUGAUCCGGAUAUUUCGGAUGUGGUUGCAGCCAGCAAAGGAGAUGCUGCUGACAAAGCCGAUACUCCUAACAAAACCAAUACUUCUAACAGAGCCGAUACUUCCAACAAAGCCGAUACUUCCAACAAAGCCGAUACUUCCAACAAAGCCGAUACUUCCAACAAAGCCGAUACUUCCAACAAAGCCGAUACUUCCAACAAAGCCGAUACUGCUAACAGAGGGGAUGAUUUCAUAAAGGACGAAAAUUUUUUAGAUGCUGAACGUGUGUACCAUUUCUAUUCGUCCUACUUAAUUAAUAAAAUUAUGCAUUACAGGAAUUUAUCGAAUCCAACAGUAAAAUAUGUAUCUUCCUAUUAUAUGAAUAGAUCGACAAAUUAUAACGAUCUAAUUAGUUUAAUAUACGAGCAUGAUUUUUUGUAUUAUAUACGUGAAGAGUUAAGAAGUAAAUGUGAUAUUGAGUAUUUAUCCUAUUAUGAUAUAUUACAGGUUUUUAAAGGAAAAUAUGAUCAUUUAAUAUCUGCUUCUCCUAAUAAGGAAAAAUAUCAAAGUAGUUGUCGUAAUCAUAAUAUGAAAGACAUUAGAAAUAGGAAAGACAAAAGGGGCAUACUUCAUUAUGAUAUGCCUUUGAAACAAAAUGUAGAAAACGAUUUUUCGGAAGAUAAGAAUGCUUAUAAUUUGAAUGAACUGAAAAAUAACGAAAUUGUUGACGUGGAUGAUUUUGCUUUUGACAGCAAUUUUAAGACAGAGGAUAAAGCAAACGGUGGGUAUGAGGUACAGAAAGAAGGUCAAAAAUGGGGAUUAGUAGAAGGGCCAAUGGAGAGACUAGUAGAAGGGCCAAUGGAGGGACUAGUAGAAGGGCCAAUGGAGGAACUAGUAGAAGGGCCAAUGGAGGAACUAGUAGAAGGGCCAAUGGAGAGACUAGUAAAAGGGCCAAAGGAACGACCAAUAGAAGGACCUGAAGAGGAUAAUUUUGAGGAUUAUUUAACAGAUGGCGAAAUAUUUGAAUAUAAAAGCGAAUUAAAUUAUCAAGCACAUAACAAUCGUUUAUAUCCCAAUACAGAGAAUAAUUUUUUUGACGUGAACAAUUCAGAAAAUAGUAGAAUAUUUGAGUAUGAGACAGAAAAGAUGAAAAAUGAAAAAAAAUUAAAUGUUCUCAAUAGCACAUAUGAACAAAAUGAUGUGGUUAAAACAAAUGAAAAAAAUAAAGAUAUGGAACCUAAUGGUGUAGCAGGUGAUGAUGUUGAAAAUGUUUUGAAAAAGUAUAUAAAAUAUGUUGAACUGAAUAAAGGUAGCAAUAAACUAAAUUUAAUAGAUAAGUCUGUUGUAGCUGUCAAUUCUGUAUUUGAUGAAGAGCUGCGUGAAAAUGAAAGCAUACUAAAUGGAAUAGAAGGAGAAGGAGAAGAAGGUGAAAAAGAAAGGAAUAGGAGUUACUCUCCAUUAAUAUUAACAAGUAACGAAACAAGAAAAGAUCGGAAUGUUUCUGAACAGCAAAACCCGUUCUCAAGCUACAUGUAUUAUUUUAACGAUGAUAGAAGUGAACAUUUUGAAGAUGGCGAUGCAGAUGACGAUGAGGAUGGAGUUUCAAAUGACGUUCGAGAUGUCCUUCAAGAUAGAUCUAUUUUAUCAAAACUUCCAUUAGCAUCUGAAAAGAAGGAGGAACAAAAAUUGAAUGAUAUUAACUGUCCAAAUCUUGAUAUUAGAAGUAAUAGAAUCGACGCAUUCAGUGCUAACAAGGACCAUCUAAUGUCUAACCAUAGCUUGCACGACGAUCUAAAGGAUAGCUUGAGUGAAAAGAUGGAACAACAAAGCUACUUGAAGAAUAGCAAGGAUAACUACGUAAAGACGAGCUCCCCUGAUAAUAUGAUACACAUGAUGCCUACAAUACGUAUGGACGUAUAUAAAAAAUUAGAAUUCGUGAACAAGUUAAAAAAAGAAAGUAAGGCACACAUAAGGAAAAAUUAUUAUAACAAUGGGUUAAAUAACAAAAAGGUGAAUUUAAAUAAAGCGUUUUUAUUUUUAUAUAAGCGUAUUUUAAAAAAGAAGAAAAAUAAUGAAGAGGAGAAAGUGGAGCAUGAUAAAGAAGGAGAAGAAAAGGAUGGAAAGGACGAAAAAGAGUUGAAAAAUAAAGAGGUUUAUAUUGAGGAAAAGUAUAUGAUAGACUCCUUCAUAUUUGAUGAUGUGUACAAAGGUGUUUUGUACAUAUCUAGUAUCAGUAGAUUUCGAACGUUGGCAGUUAAACAUAUAUACAAAGAGUACGUUAAUUUUUUUUUAAACGAUUACAAGUAUUAUUUAAAAGAUGUAGAGGCGUAUAAAUUUUGUUAUAAUUUUACGUUCGAUUUACUGUUAUAUAUAUUAUAUUAUUGUUUCAGUAGAUUACAUAUUUAUUGUUUACCGCAUAAUAUGAAGAAUUAUAUUAACGCAGAUCAUUUUAAUAUGUAUAGAAUAUUUAAUAACGUAUCAGAUAAAUUUAGUUCUUUAUAUAAAGAAAAGGUUUUAUUUAAUUUCCCCCUUAAAAAUCCCCAUUUCUGUGAAUUGAAAAAAUAUUUUUUUAUGAGAAAUUUAAAAAGUUGUAUUCCUUUUAUAUGCAUUCAUUAUUAUGAGCAUAAUAACAAGUUUUACAUGGACGAAAAUGAUAAUAACGCGAACAGCAGUAAUAACGCAGAUAACACUAAUGACGGUAAUACGAAUGAUGAAGGGGAAGAUCUGAAAUUGUAUAAAGUAAUAUAUCCUAAAAAAUUAAGACUGACCUACGCUAGUUUGCGUAAAUAUGGUCAUGUUAUAAAUACCGUAUGGUUAAAAUCCUUAGAAAAUUUUAACGGACAAGUAAUAGUAAAUUUAUACUCCUUAAUUAAUGAUUUAAUAUAUAAAUUUCAACUUCCUAAUAUUAUUCAGAUAUAUUCAUUGAAAUUAUUAAAUAUGGUUAUAUUUAAGUAUAGAUUUUACCAAUUCUUAUAUCGCGUAUUUACAAAGAAAUAUGAUGAUAUGCACAUAGAAUUAAAUAAAUUUUACACAUAUGAUAAAAUAUAUAAGGAUUGUGUAACCUAUUUUAGUGCAGCAUUAUCAUCUGUUUAUUUUAUAAAUGAAGCAAAUAAUUUUAUUUUAUAUCUAAUGAAAAAAGAAUAUUAUAUAAAUAAAAAAUAUAUUGAAACUAAAAAGUAUAUAACCUCUAAAGAUGGAACUGUGAAUUUUAAAGUCUAUAAUAAAAUUAAUCAUUUCUAUAGGCAAAAAUUCUUUUAUACAUUUUGUGGUAUUCAAACCUCAGCAUAUCUAAUCAGAAAAUGCUUUUACUAUUUGGCUGCAGCUUGUGUAAUAAUUUCUUGUAAACUCUAUUAUCCUAUGUUUUCCAAUGAUUUUUUCAACUAUCAAAAUAUGUUUAUAAAAGACAAAUUUGAAAGUUUUCAUCUGAACAAUCAUUACAAGUGUCAUAUGCAACAGGAUAUUCAUUUUUACAAUAAGCAGUUCAUACCUAUUUGCAAAUCCAGUAAUAAAAAAGAGCGAAAACCCACAAACUCUAAAAACAGUGAACCGGUCUGUGAAAGGCACCAUGAUCAAGGCAGCAGGAAUGAACAAAUAAAUGUCAACAUGAAUGAAGAAAAAAACUACAAUGCUGAUGAUGCCUCCCUCGAGAAGGAAGUAAUGCGCGCAUUUAGAAAAAUAGACAGAGAAGAAAAUAAAAAUAAAAAUAAAAAUAAGGUAUUGAACAAAAGAGAUGUUAAUCAAAGGGAAAACAUCGUAUCGGGACAUCCUAAAGGGAAGAGAAAACGUUCCCUUUCACUGAAUAAAGAGGACGAUUCGGGAAAAUUUUGCAAAAUUAAAAAAUUAAAAGGUAGUAAUAACAGUAAGGUUGCACAAAUUGGUAACGAGGAUGUGUACGGCAAUAACGAGGAUGUAUGCGGCAAUAACGAGGAUGUGUACGGCAAUAACGAGGAUGUAUGCGGCAAUAACGAGGAUGUAUGCGGCAAUAACGAGGAUGUAUGCGGCGAUAACGAGGAUGUAUGCGGCAAUAACGAGGAUGUACGCUGCAAUUACGAGGACGAAAGGAGCCAGCUAUAUUUUGAUCAAAACAGAAAUGAAAAUAGCGGAAAUGCAAAUCUUCAUGAGGGUGUCUCUUACAGUGAAAACAAAACAACAGACAGAGAAAUAGAUGAUGCUUAUGAAUGGUAUAGUGAAGUAUUAAUUGAAGCUUCAGAGGAGAAAAAAUAUUUUGUACAAUACUUAAACAAAAACUCAAAAGUUUUUAAAGACAACUUACUUACCGAUUUUUUUAACAGUGAUUCUUGUAGUGAGAAUUUUAAUAAUUUCAUAUUUUCGGAUGAAACCGAUUUACUGGAUGGGUCAUCUAAUGGUAAAACAGUCAUUGACAAAAAAAAAAAAAAGGAGGUGAUGGUAGAAAAAGAAGCGAUAGGGAUGAAAGAAAUGGUGGAAGCGAAGGAGAAGGGGGAGAGAGAGCAUAAGAGGAAAAGAAAGCGGAGGAGAAGGAGGAGGAGGAAACAGAUGAUAAAAGGAAUACACUUCAAAUCGUCAAAACAAAAAUGUAAUUACUUUUUUGUGCCCAUCCCACAUAUUUUGAAAUUCUUUUUAAAUUGUGGAAAAUAUUAUAAUAUGAGAUCAUUCGACAGGUUAAUUGUACGGGAAGGGAAAGAAUUUCAUAAGUACAAUCCUCAGAAAGAUAAAGAAUAUAGUAGCAUGGAAGAAGGGGAAGAAAACAUAUUUGAAAAAAUUAUUCAUGAAAAUGUUUGCAAAGAGGAAGUAGUAGUAGAAAACAACAUACAAACGAAAAAAAAAGGUAAUAAUAGUUGUAUAUAUAAAGGUGUUGAAAGUAGAAAUAAAAUAUAUGCACAUAUCAAAAGCAGUAAAAGUUAUUCACAGAUUUUAAGUAAAAAUACAGGAUUAAAUAAAGGUACGAAAAACGUAAACAAUAAUCAUAUUAUACUUAAACAAAAUAUAUAUUGUUGUAAAGAUCAGCUAUAUAAGGAGAAAGAUAAAAAGCUUGUUAGUAAUAAGUAUAAUGAUUUGCAACAUCUCAAAAAUAUUUUGAAAAUUCUUUUCAUAAGUGACUAUCCUCACCAUUUAAAUUAUUUCAAUUUCAACGUUAAGUCGCUCAUCUUUUAUAGUUUAGUUUACCAGUUGAGAAAUAAGAAGGGGCAUUUUUCAUAUAUCUCAACGAGUGGAAGUACUGCACAGGCAAGUACUGCAAGUGGAUGUAAUACCAGUGCACAUAAUAUGCAAUAUGAUUUUUCGCCAAAAUAUAUUUCAUUAAUUAUGCACAAACUCUUCCGAGAGGUGGCACAGGGUAAGGACAAGUCCGUGGCCAGGGGAAUUCCGGCGGAAGAGGGAAUAUUAAACGGUGUUAUUGGUAGAGGCGAAAGGGAUACCACUGACAAAGAGGGAAACGUGGAUAAAGGCAAAGAGGGAAACGUGGAUAAAGACAAAGAGGGAAACGUGGAUAAAGACAAAGAGGGAAACAUGGAUAAAGACAAAGAGGGAGACGUGGAUAGGGAGGAACGAGGCGCCAACCCAGGCAUGAAUGCUCCAAGUGGACCGGAAGAAGUAGGAAAAUUCGAGUUUGUAAAUUUUAAUGACGAAAUUAUGCAGCAGUUCAUAAAGUCAAGUGAGAACUUUGAAAAGAAGAGAAGUCUGCACCAAUUUUUGAGGAACAACUGCUAUGAUAGUGAUAAUGAAAAAAAAAUAGGUGAAAAUAAGGAAUCGGCAAAAAUUACCCAUAUGCGUUUAGUACAUACAAAGUAUUAUGAAAACACUUUGUUUUGUUAUAUAAUGAAGGAAUAUUUCGAGAACCUAAAGGAUUUAUAUAUGUUUGAAUAUUUUUCGGAUAUAUUAAAUAUUUUUAUUGAUCAUUCAUGGAAUAUUUAUCAAUCACUAUUUUUAUAUUAUCAAUUAAAUAGUUCCAUUUAUCUCUAUAUUAACUGCUUAGGGCAAUACUUAAAUAUGCUUGAAUUUUUCUUUGUUAUAAUAAAUAAGAGAGAGCAUAUUAAUGCAAAUUGUUUUAACGCUUUUUACAGAAAUAGGUAUAUAAAUAAAAGAAAAAGACUUUAUUAUACAAUCAAAAUGCUAUCUUUUAUUUUUCAAUUCCUUAUAGCUUUAAAUCGUGUAAAAUGUUGUAUGCCAUCUUAUGUUCUAAGACAUUUAGGAAAUUUCAGUGCUCCCAAUGAUUAUACAGUUUGCUAUAAAACAAAGUAUUCAAAUCUAGCAUACAAAAUAGUUUUAAAUGAACAAAAUAUUCUUUCUAGUAUUGUAAAAUAUGGAUAUGAAUAUAUGAAAAGUGCUUUAUAUAACACGUUUAAUAAUAAAGAAAUCAAAAAAAAAUUGCUUACAAAAAUGAGAAAUAUGUAUACAAAAUUAAUAAAUUUAAUUAAAAUAUCAUAUAUUGAAUUUGAUUAUAUUCAUAGCUAUGUUUUACCAAUUAGACAUAACAUGAUGUUUCACAUAGUAAUAUUAAAUGCAAAUUUUUUUUUAAUUAGUUUUAAUGAUACCUUAGAAUUAAUUAAGAAUAACUAUUCUGCUUUUAUUGAAAAUUAUUGUAAAAAUUUCAUUAGCUACAGCUGCAACAAUUCAAAUGAUGAUGUACUUCUUCUUUCAGUCGAAAGAACAGAAAACAAAGGACAAGGCAAAAAUAUUGAUCAAAUAAACAUUAAUAAUAAAGGUCAAAGGGUACGAAUAAGACAUAAUAAAGGAAAAUAUCUGAAUAAAACAAACCAGUUUCUCUAUAAAUAUAUGUAUCUCCUUAAUCACCUCAAGGGAAGGAAAAAAUAUCUCCCCCAUUUGUUUAACUACAAUUUAAUUUCAUCAGAUGUUAAUGAACAGAGUAGUAUCUAUUAUCUUUGCAACCCUAAAUCAGAUGCAGUAAGUACUUGUAUGAAUUUCUUGUCUACAAAUAGGUAUGACAAUGGACAAGAAAAUUCUAAUUAUGGAAAUAAAAUAUUAUGUAAUAACAAACUAAAUGAACCCAAAUUUUUAAAACAAAAAAAAAUAUACAUUUCCAAUAAUUUUAAUGAUUUGCAUUUAUUUAAAGAUGAUUAUUAUAAUAUUGGAUCGGAAGGAGUUAUCCAUUUUGCGAGAAGUUUUGCCAAAUUUUUUACGAAAUACAAGAAAAAAAUUAAAGAUCCAAGUAGUAUAUUUCUUUUAUAUUAUUGGAGUUGUUGCACAAAUUUGUUGAAAACAAAUAAAUUUACAUGGAACGAACUGAGAAUAAGUAAUCAAUUAGCAAAUCGUAUAUUUCACAGCUUUUUAAUGUACUCCUUAAAGGGAAAUCAUAAUGGCAAAAAGAGUUUUUAUACCCGUAAAUAUAAGCUUUUUGAUUAUUGUGCAUUAUUUGAACACAUACUAGAUAUGGAAUACUGCUUAUUACGAAAUAGGGGGUUCACAUGUGCUUGUCGGAAGAGAGGCAGAACGAGUAAUGGUAAAGAAUUACUUUUUGAUGAGAAUAUGAAAUAUACAAAGGAGAACCUCAAUUCAUUUGGCACUGAAGAAAAAGUGGAGGUAGAAGUGGGAGAGGACUAUAAUGAUGACAAUGUGGAAGACAAAGGAAAAUCCAUCAUCAGUAGAAAACGUAGUUGUACAUCAGAAUUAUGUGGAACCUUGGACUACAUGUGUUGUAUGUCAUAUGACAGAACAGCAAAAUGGUUAGACUUAUCAGAUGUUCAUAACGGCUUUGUAAAAUAUGCAAAGGGUAUUAUUAGCAAAACGCAGAUAUAUGAUAACGUCCUAAAUAAAUUGAUGUACUUUAAUAUAGAUGAUGAAAUGUUUUUGAGAGAUGUAAAUGAAGAAGUUCAAGAUUAUGCAUUUAGUAAGAGCAAUCGAAGGGAUAGUACUACUAUACGUUUAAAAAAGAAAAAAAAAAAAAAAUUCUUCCCAUAUGAAAAUUUUACCAAUUCGAUAAUAAUAGAUGAUUUUAUUAAUACUAAUAAACAAUUUUUUUUAAUAAAAAAUGUGAACUAUUUUUGCAAGAAUGUAAAAAAUUUUUUUCGAAGUAGAGAUACAAUGUUCAAAGGUCAUAACUCCAUUAUAACACAAUAUAUUAAAGAAGAUAAAAGAAGAAGAAGAAGAAAAAAAAGAAACUAUUACAGCUCUUGUAAAGAAAUAGUAUCGAAAUAUUUUUCCUCAGAAAAAAAUUUAGGCAAUUCUAUUUUUUGUGAAAAAUAUGUAAAGGGUAAAAUGAAUAUUCAUGUUGACACUGAUACGACUACGUUACCAUUUGACCUUAUGGGUUUGGAUAAUUCAGGGAGUUGUAUGAUCCCAAAAAAUUUAAAGAAAUACGAUAACCAUUUAAGAGAGGUAUUGAACCAUUUUAGUCAUACACUGAAUUCUACAUUGUAUAAAAAUUGUAAAAAUAUUUUUUCUAAUAUUCCCAUAAAUUAUAGUUUAUACAACCAAUUAGAAAAAAGAUUUAGAAAGAGGUUUAAUUUGAAGGAAAAUAUAAAAAUGGAGUUUUACAAUUUCAUAAAUGACAAAUUUUUUAAUUAUAGAGGAGAUGGCAUGCCUGCCAGAAGUGGCAUGUGUGGAAGCAGUAAAGACGAAGGGACAAACGAAGGGAAUCAUAACGAAGAGAUGCACAAUAACAACCAUAGCGAUGAUGAAUUUAUGUAUGUUUCUACAGAUGCUGAUUCUUACAAAAGUGAUACAGUCUUUUACCCCAUAAAACUAAAGGAACAAAUGGACUAUUCCUACUUUAAGCAAUAUUUAAAAAAGAGCAUAAUUUACGUAAAUGCCCGUACUAAGGGAAAAAAUAUGUGCAUUUUUUGUAACUGUGCCCAUUUUAAGGACAAAAUGAAAGGUGUUGAUUCGCUUGUUCAUAAAAAUGAGCUCCUUGUUUACGAUUUUUACAAAAUAUAUACAAACAUUUUUCAGCAAUUAAACAAUACUUUUAGUGAAAAUAAUAAUAGUAAUGGGAAUAAAACCUACUUAUCGGAAAUCGUACAACAACCCAUUUUCGAAUGGCAUAAUAACCUUAACUUUUAUGACUCCUCUAUAUUUUUUCAUAACAGAUGUUAUAAUUUUAAGUGCACAAAGAGGAGCCAAAAAGAGGAGAACAAGAGGAAGAAGAGCAUACAGGGAAAUAAUACAAAGAAAUGGAAAGUGCAUCAAAAGGAUGAAAAAUGGGACUUGAAAAGAAAAAAAGAAAAAAAUGAAAAGGUGGAAAAUAAUCUAAAGAGCCGAAUAUAUCGAAUGAGUCAAACGGACCAAAUGAACCAUACGGACCAAUUGAGCCAAACGCACCAAAUGAACCAUACGGACCAAAUGAGCCAAACGCACCAAAUGAACCAUACGGACCAAAUGAGUCAAACGGACCAAAUGAGUCAAACGGACCAAACGAGUCAAACGGACCAAAUGAACCAAACGAACCAAACGAACCAAAUGAACCAUACGAACCAAAUGAACCAAAUGAGCCAAAUCGAAUAUAUUCCGGGUGAAGACUAUGAUGACAAAAGCAGCCUUAGGGCUAAGAAAAAUGACGUUGUACCUGAGUAUACAAAAAGGAGGAGACUAAGUAAAAAUGGGGAGGAUGAAAUUCCAGAAGACAAAAUAACUUCAACAAGUGAUAAGAGUUGCUUUAAAAAUAGACAUAUGUAUAAUAUAAAUUUUGCUUAUGAAAAGUGUAGUAAUACACAUUUCGACAUUUUAAGGAAGAAAAAAUCAUAUAUUUGCGUAUAUAACGAUCGCACCUAUUUCAAUAUUAAUGAUACAUCAAUUGCAGCGGAGGUAAGGAAGAGCGAUAAAUAUGAAAAAUCUCAUGUAAACUAUGUGUUCAACCGAAAUGUGCACUUUGAGUUUAAUUCACCUUUAAAUUGCUUUAUUUUAAGGUUAAAAAAUGCGUACAUAAAAAAAAAAAAUAAAAAUGUGUAUACUAAUGUUAGAAGAAAAGAAAUAUAUAAAAUGAAAUAUGUCCAAAAUGUUCACAGAACAAAGAAAUAUACUUAUUUUUUAUUCUCUUGUUUUAUAUAUCCUAUGAAUCAAAUUAUAAAAAUAAUCUAUCUUUUUUCCAUACGAUAUUUUACUACUCUAUUUCUCAAAACUGUUAAUUAUUUAAAUUACGCAAAAAUAGAUAUGAAGUUAGUACAAUUUUUAGGUAGUAAUGAAUAUGAAAUACUUAAGUCUGUUUUUUAUAAUUUUACUCUACCGCAUAGUUUAAACUCCUUAUUUGAUAUAUUAAGAUUCAGAGGACAUUACAUUAAUCCUUUUUCCCUACUAGGCAGUAUUUAUUAUAUAAGAGAAAUAAAAAUGAUAUGUUCAUAUUUUAAACUGCACUGUGUACAUUUUUUCAACACUCUACACAAUAUAGCAACAAUAGAAAACUAUAGAAAUGAGAAGGACCUUUUUAACCUUGAUAAUAAUGUUAUUCAUAAGAGGGAAAUUGAGGCAGCAGUGUCUUUGGAUGAAUGCAACGAAUUGUCAUAUAAGGAAAGGAAAGAUGGGAAAACAACAAAAGAAGGGGAAGGUAAAAAAACCAUAGUAGCUAUAGGAGCAAAAGAAAUGGAAGAAAAUGAAAAGGUUGCAAGAUUUAGCAUAAUAAACGCAUUUAAAUGCAUUAAUAAGAAUAGACAGAAAUAUACUACAAAAACUUUUAUGCCAAAUUAUAAUAAUAGUUUAGUAAUGAAAUUUACGGAUGAUAUACAAUGUAAUAUAAAAGACCAAAAGAUAAUAGAAUUUUUCGAAAGUAUAAAGGGGAAUGCUAGUAUUAGCAACGAAUUAAAUGAAAUAAUAAAAUUAGAAACUACUUUAUAUGACAAAUUAUUUAAUGUUAACAAAAAAAAGAAGAUGUAUAAUAAAAAGUACUCACAAGAGGCUAAAGAGGAUGACAAGACCAUAGAUCCUGCCCAAUUUUACUCAUCAAAUUUAACGAAUAUUUCUUGUGUACUAUUGCGUGAAGAAAAAAAAAAAAAAAAAAAAAAAUGUAAUAGUAGCAGUAGCGAAAACAAUAAUGUAAACAAUAUUUUCAAAAAAAGAAAGAAACUUAAAGGACCACAAUUAAAAGCAAUUGGUUACGUAAACAAUCAUAUAAAAGUACAAAGAGAAGAAAAUAAAUUCAAGAAAUUAUAUCAUUACAUAAUGACGAAAAAUGAAACAGAUUAUUCUAGUACGUUACAAAUUUAUAAAAACAAAGAGAUAAAAUCUAAUUUGAUAGAAACAAGUAAACAUACAAAAACAUAUGAUAUAACAAGUGCUGAAAAUAUACUACUUUCUAAUAAUGUAAGUAUAAAUGAUGUUGGUAUGAACAAGCAAAGAGAUGAUGAGCAGGAAAUGCAGUGUAUAAAAGAUGAUACUAAUAUCAUUGAAAAAAAUGUUAAUUGUGUAGUUACUAGUAAUAAUGUAAUUGAUAGCAGAGCAAGUUGUAACGUGAAUCCUACUCAUAACAGUAAUAAUACUAGAAACGCAGGUAAGAAUUAUAAUGAUGAUAAGGAUACUCAGUGGGAAAUGAUUGAAGAAGUAGAGAAGGAUAAUGGGAAUGAAAAUGAAAAUGAGGAAUACGCAAAUGGAAAGGAAAAAUGUGCAAAAAAAAAAAAAAAAAAAAAUAUUGAUGAGAUAUACGAAAAAUGCUUUAUGAAAGAUUCACAUGAAGAAAGAAUAAAAGACUUUUCUAAACCCUCAGAAACGAUUAAUUUAUAUAAUGUUCUCAUAAAUUUUUUAAAUAAUCAAUCUUUGUUAAGAAAUGAUUCAAUAACAUAUGAAAAGUUUAGGAAGAAAAAUAUUAUCGAGUUUAACCACAUUGUAUACAGAGAGUUUACAAUACAUACUAAUUACUAUGCGGAAUCAUAUAAUAAAAGUACAUUAAAUAAAUUUAUUUCUCUUUUUUAUAACAAUAAUUUUAAAGAUAAUUAUUUAAAGGGGGAAAUAAAGAAAUAUGCUAAUGGAAGGAAAGAAGAAAGGAGUUACUCACAAAAAGAAAAAAGCAUUCUUCAUGCAAGUCAUGUAAAUUAUCAUAUAAAUGAUCGCAUACAUGAUCAUGUAAAUGGUAAUCUAAAUUUUAAUAGUAAAGACAGAGAACAGAAAGUGAACGAAUCAUCAUAUCAGUUGCAUGACUACGCCGAUAUAGAAGUAGAAACUUCAUCAGAUUUUGAACUGAAUGGACAUUGGGUGGAGGAAGAUACUAUCAAGCACGUAAACGAGAAUGUUAACAACUCCAGGGGUUAUAAUUCAUUUAUGCUGCUGAGGGGUAGCAAAAAUGCGGAAGAUAAAAGAAACAGUAGUAAAAAAGGAGUAGAAAAAAUAUAUGGAAAUCAAAUGGAAGAAAUGGAAAAAAUGUAUGGUGAAGAAAUGAUAGGAGACAACAUAUACGAAUUCUAUGAGAGUUCAAAUGAUUUGUUAUUUAUGCAAAACGAAAAAUUUAAAGAUAAUAGAGAUGAUGAUCCUUUAAAUAACGAAUAUAACAGCUCACGCUGUUCUUUUAAUUCGGAUUAUUAUGAUACUAGCGAUUUUAGUGAAGCAAAUGAUGAUAAGGACAAUGACUAUAUACACUGUUCCUUCUACUUACACAAACCAAUAUAUAUAUUUGAUGAAGAAAAGCAAGAAGAGGAAGAAAUUUACUCCAACAAAUGCUACAAAAAUUGUUCUUCUGAAGGUUCUGAAGGGGAUAUCGAUAUAACGGUAGGCACUUCCAUACCUUUAAGUAGAAAUAAAAAGAAUAAUUGGAAAAAACAUUCUUUUAAAAAUAGUAAAAAAUUAAGGAAAAUACACAAUAAAUUAAUUCAAAAAAUAGACUAUGAUAAAAGUAUUAGUAAAAAAUUAUAUAAGCUGUAUGACAAGAGUAACAACUUUAUAAUGAGUGAUUACAAAUGUUCAAAAUAUAGAAACGUUUGGGUAAAUUUUGCUAAAAAUUGUGUAAGGAAAAGGAAGAAUAUUAACAGCAUAUUCAGAGGCGAUGCUUUCCUUAUUAAUAGUGUUUCUAAUAAUACUUACACAUAUGAUCAGGAUAUUAGAACACUAGUACACAUAUAUAAAAGGCAAAAAAUGUACAUUAAAUAUAUGAAGCAAAAAUAUAUUUCGAAAAAGUAUAAACAUUCAUUCCCGUGGAUUGGAGAUAAUAUUUUUAUUUGCCCCAAUAACGUUGAUAAGUACAUUAUGGCGGGCUAUAGUGCAGUGUUGCUCCACCAAAAUACUUCCUACUUAAAAAAUUACAACUACCAUUCGGUCAGCGUUAAUAUACCACUGAAUUUUAUAUUCGAAACAAGGAAUUUAAAGCAUUUAUGCGUAAUGAUGUGUUUGCUGAUAAAGGCCUUUAGCUCGUACUUGGAUUGCACAUCUAUCGAUUUAAUUCAGGCUUGUAAAGAAAUUGAAAGAGCGUUUAACUGGUUUAAUCAAUAG